Molecule: messenger RNA, 786 nt
Organism: Stereum hirsutum FP-91666 SS1
Lineage: Eukaryota; Fungi; Basidiomycota; Agaricomycetes; Russulales; Stereaceae
Exons: 7
Coding region: 1-786 (261 amino acids)
Biological process (GO): mitotic sister chromatid biorientation
Cellular component (GO): DASH complex; mitotic spindle polar microtubule; mitotic spindle pole body
Source: RefSeq, a predicted model, not a curated record
AUGCCACCACCACCAACGCCACACCGAACACCCCUCCGUCGCGUCUCUCAAGGCUCACUCUUCCGUCUCUCUCGUUCAGACCAGGCCGAUCCGUCUGCGCCCUACGGACUGGGGUUUCUUGAUCCUGCACUUGCAGAACUAGCUGACGAGGCAGAAGCGCUAUAUUCUAAUGUCGAAGGGCUGAAGCAGCUGGGAGCCUCGUUGGAGGAGUUUAAUGAGAGUUUUGCGAGUUGGUUAUAUGUGAUGAACAUGAAUGCUUUGACGGUAGACUGGCCACAGGUGCGCCCCGACCGAGGCUUCGUUCGAGUUGGCGAAACGAAGAGCAGGUACAAAGACGCGCGAGCUGCUCUCUCAGCUCUACAGUCGCCUAGCCCUGAGAAAACCACGACCGAAACACUCGGGGAUACGACAAUAGGAGACACCACCAUGGCGGAGACUACUCUCCAGUCGGGGACGAAGUCUGCUACAAAGAUAAUGAAGAAGAAGGGCAAGCCAAAGAUGACUGCGAAAGAGAAGAAGGAACGUUCGAUCCUGGUUGACAAGGCAGUCUCGUGUUUGCCGCUCGAAUUUCGUGGUAGCGAUCCUGGCCUACGUCGAAAUAUUGAUACUAUCGUUGAACACCUCAUGGACAACGAAGGACGUGGUGUCAAGAUUCUCGAUCUUAUCAGACCCGAUUGCAACCAAGCUCGCGUCAACAAAUGUCUCAUCGCGCUCGUCAACCGUAAGAUCGUUCUAAAGGAGAACAGCACGGGGACUGUAUUAUACCAUUGGCAAGGCAUUCCCUGA